Sciurus carolinensis (gray squirrel) is the source of this 2157-nucleotide messenger RNA. Its product is annotated as disintegrin and metalloproteinase domain-containing protein 21-like. The record is from RefSeq and is a predicted model, not a curated record. NCBI's taxonomy places the organism in Eukaryota, Metazoa, Chordata, Mammalia, Rodentia, Sciuridae. Bases 1 to 2157 code for a protein of 718 amino acids. Gene Ontology annotation, molecular function: metalloendopeptidase activity. Gene Ontology annotation, cellular component: external side of plasma membrane; sperm head plasma membrane; plasma membrane. Gene Ontology annotation, biological process: male gonad development; proteolysis. The transcript is spliced from 2 exons.
AUGACUGUAGGUGAGACCUUGGUGCAUGUGAAGAACACUCUCCUCCUGUUCUGGCCAUUGGUGUCUCUGUUCCUUUCUUGUUGGCCCCUGAUUGGGCACUCUCAAUACCGCAAUCCCCCAGAAGUGGUGAUACCCUUGAGAGUAACUGGCCGUGGAAGACACAUAAGCACUCGAGACUGGCUCUCCUACAGCCUGCACUUUGGGGGCCAGAGACACAUUGUCCAUAUGAAGACCAAGAAGGUUUUGGUAUCCAGAGAUUUCUCUGUGUUCACCUACACUGACCAGGGUGCUCUGGUUGAGGAUAUGCCUUUUGUCCAAAAUGAUUGCUUCUAUCAUGGCUAUGUGGAAGGGGACCCAGAAUCCCUGGUUGCCCUCAGUACUUGUUUUGGAGGCUUUCAAGGAAUGCUACAGAUAAAUGACAUUGCUUAUGAGAUCAAGCCCAAAACGUUUUCUGCUACAUUUGAACAUUUGGUAUAUAAGAUUGACAGCCAGGAGACACAAUCCCUACCCAGAUGUGGAUUAACAGAAGAAGAAAUAGCAUGGCAAUUGAAGUUUCAAAAGAAUGCUACUACCACUCUAAUGCAAAGUUCCCUUGAGGGUAUAUGGCUCCACCAGUGGUUUCUCGAAUUGGCAAUUGUGAUAGAACAUGAACAAUUCAUUUUUCGGGGAAGUAAUAUCUCAAAAGUGGAGUUGGAGGUACUCAUGGCUAUUGAUUUAGUAGACGUCUUUUAUAACAUAAUGGGUCUUGAUGUGAUUCUCACUGGACUUGAGAUUUGGAAUGAAGAAAACCCCUAUAUAGCAAGCAGCACACGUACAAUGUUGCGUGCAUUUUGCAAUUGGAAAAAAGUCAGCUUUAAUUCUCGCGUGAGUCAUGAUGCUGCACAUAUUGUCAUAAAACAAGAUUUUUGUAAUACAAAGCCUUUUACAUCACAUUAUAAAGGAAUAUGUGACAUAAAUAGAAAUUGUGGAUUAGAGUGUAUUUUAAGUGACCAACUGCUUCCAUUUGCAUCGGCAGUGGCACAUGAGCUUGGCCACAAUUUGUGGAUGCGAGAUGAUGAUAGUACUUGUGUGUGUGGGAAAAGCAUAUGCAUCAUGAAUAAAGAGGUUAGUCCUGCAGAGGUAUUCAGCAACUGCAGUUAUGCUGCUUUUUUUAACAUCAUUAGCAAUAGUACUUGUCUGCACACAGCACCAAAUCCAGAGCACAUCAUCACAUUUAAGCGCUGUGGGAAUGGUGUGGUUGAAGAGGAAGAACAGUGUGACUGUGGCUCCAUGAAAUCAUGUACAAAUGAUACAUGUUGUUUGCAAAACUGCACUCUGACACCUGGGGCUGAUUGUGCUUCAGGGCUUUGUUGCAAAGACUGCAAGUUCAGGCCGUCAGGCACACUCUGUAGAGCACAGGAAAAUGAGUGUGAUCUGCCAGAGUGGUGCAAUGGCAUUUCACCUAAGUGUCCAGAUGACGUGUAUGUGGAGGAUGGAAUCCCUUGCCUGAACGAUAGCUUCUGCUAUGAAAAGAGAUGCAACAGCCAUGAUGAGCAGUGUAAGAAAAUUUUUGGCAAAGAAGCCAAGAAUGCAAAUCAGAUUUGUUACAAGGAAAUUAACAUCCGAGGUGACCGUUUUGGUCACUGUAGUGUGGAAGACACUAGAUAUGUACCAUGCGAUAUCUCAGAUAUCUUGUGUGGGCGAGUUCAGUGUGAGAAUGUGAUAGCAAUUCCUUCACUGGAAGAGCACACUACUGUGCAUUGGACUCAAAUCAAUGGGGUCACCUGCUGGGGAACAGACUAUCAUUUUGGCAUGAGCAUGACUGAUAUUGGUAAUGUGAAAGAUGGUACAGUGUGUGGUACAGAAUACAUGUGUCUCCACAAGAAGUGUGUCCCUAUGCCUCUUUGGGAAGAUGCUUGUUUGCCUGACAGCUGCAGUAUGAGAGGGGUCUGCAAUAAUAAACAUCACUGCCAUUGUGACUAUGACUGGGCCCCACCCAACUGCCUGAAGGAGGGCAAUGGAGGUAGCAUUGACAGUGGCCCACCCCCUCAGAGAAGGAGGAAGCCACCAUGGUGGAUUUACCUAUUAAUACUGAUAUCCCUUUCUUCACUCCCACCCUCCCUUCCACUGCCUUUGCUUCAGGCCCCGCCGCUCCCGGAGGAGCUCCUGGAACAGUGA